GCCAAUAGCGUCAUGCAUCCUUGGGUAGCCAUCCUGGGCCUCCUACUCCUGCCAGAUGGUGUAACCUCUUACCAUCGAGUGACUGGAGUGGCGGGUCAGAGUGUCACUCUACCCUGCUACUAUAAUGGAGAAGUCACAAGCAUGUGUUGGGGCCGAGGGGCAUGUCCUUGGGUGAACUGUGGAACUAACAUCAUCUGGACUGAUGGAUACAGAGUCACCUAUUGGAGGGAUGGACGUUAUCAGCUAAAUGGCAAUAUUCGUGGAAGGGAUGUGUCUUUGACCAUAAACAAUGCUGCCGUGUCUGACAGUGGCUUGUAUUGUUGCCGAAUUGAGGUGAGAGGGUGGUUCAAUGACAUAAAAACCACCCUAGAGUUGAGGAUCAAUCCAGCUCCACCUACAACGACAACGACCACCACCACUACAACAACUACCAGCACUACUCCAACAACCACCACCACUACUCCAAGAACAACCACCACUACAAGAAAGACAACCAUUACUACUACUCCAACAGCAACUACCACUAUUACAACAACCACCACUACUACCCCCCAAACAACCACCACAACUCCAACAACCACCACCACCACUACUCCAACCACAAUGGUCACCACUGCUCCAACAACCACCACCACUGCUGUGCCAACAACAAUCAACACCACUACUCCAACCAUGACAGUCACCACUGCUCCAGUGACAGUGAGGUCCUCUACUUCUGCUCCUCCAAUGCCAGCACCCACAAAGGACCUCCAGCCAGCUUCUUUAUCUUCUCCAACUCAGACAGCAGAAAGCCAGCCUACUACCCUGUAUGAAAGAAACAUAACCAGCUCACCAUGGCACUCUUGUUCAACAGAUGGAAAUGGCACUGUGACCCAGUCUCCAGAUCCUCAUUGGCAUAACAAUCAAACUAUUGUAGCGCUGGCACAAGAAACAUGGAUGAGCACCAACAAGGGAGUCUACAUUGGAAUCUCGGUUACUAUUUUGGCAUUGUUGGUCAUGUUUGUGGUAUUCUGGAUUAGGAGAAGAUAUUUUUGCAUGGGGAGCAAGGUGGAGCUACUACGUGUGAUUCCAUUGAAAGAUUCUCGCAUUGGAGCUUUGAAAAAUGCAGCUCUGAAGCCUAUCCAAGCAGAAGACAAUAUCUGCAUUAUUGAUGACUCUCACUAAGUCCUGGAUCCAGAUUCUAAAGUGCUAUGCCUUGACUAUAGCAGACAGUGACCAGACACCGUGUCAGAGUCCUCUGAAUCAGCUGCAGAAUUUUUCAGUCAGUUUCCCAUGGCAUUCCUCUGAGUAAGGGACACUGGAUAGAGGGAUGCUAGCUCAACUGUGUAAAGUCAACCUCUGUCACAGAGUCCUAAUUUUUUAUAUUAAAUUGGUUCAAACUUUC
Bubalus bubalis (water buffalo) is the source of this 1384-nucleotide messenger RNA. Its product is annotated as hepatitis A virus cellular receptor 1. Gene Ontology annotation, biological process: positive regulation of mast cell activation; phagocytosis, engulfment. Gene Ontology annotation, molecular function: virus receptor activity; phosphatidylserine binding. The record is from RefSeq and is a predicted model, not a curated record. NCBI's taxonomy places the organism in Eukaryota, Metazoa, Chordata, Mammalia, Artiodactyla, Bovidae. The transcript is spliced from 8 exons. Gene Ontology annotation, cellular component: cell surface. Bases 13 to 1164 code for a protein of 383 amino acids.